Messenger RNA from Cyprinodon tularosa, 5748 nucleotides. RefSeq names its product EH domain binding protein 1-like 1b (gene ehbp1l1b). The transcript is spliced from 26 exons. The record is from RefSeq and is a predicted model, not a curated record. The coding region runs from base 488 to 4870 and encodes 1460 amino acids. NCBI's taxonomy places the organism in Eukaryota, Metazoa, Chordata, Actinopteri, Cyprinodontiformes, Cyprinodontidae. Gene Ontology annotation, molecular function: protein binding.
AGACUCGCUUUGCAUAUCCUCUCUUAUUUUUCUCUGUCUGUGGCUGUUUGGCAGAAAAAGGGAGGGUUGACUGAGUCAAGAGGAAGCAGAUCUGUGUUACAACAACUUAGAGUUAAGUAAGCUGCGCUGCCUCCAUGUGGGUUACAGCACAGACAAGCUGUCAAUGAGAGCUUCUGCAGUUUUUCAUUUGAAACCCUCUAAAGUCUGAGGGAAUCAUUUGGUUUCUACUUUUGCUGCUCCUGUCAGUUUAGUUUUUUUUUUUUUUUAUUCAUGACUAAGUUUACACCAGGUUACCGUGUUUAGAGAGUGGUGCAGUUGGAGGCAUUGCAAAUGAGCGCAAGUCGCAGCUUGUGCGAGUUUCAUCAGCGGCGGAUGAAGAGGAGACAAACCCUCCUCUAAAGACCAGAACCAGCGGAUGAAAGUUGGAUUAUUCACCUCUUCCUGGGUGUGGACGUUGAUUUAAUUAGAUUUUUUACCGACUUAGGCGAUGACUUCGGUGUGGAAACGACUACAGCGAGUGGGUAAAAAAGCUUCAAAGUUCCAGUUUAUCGCUUCUUAUCAGGAACUUGUGUUGGAGUGCACUAAGAAAUGGCAACCAGACAAGCUGAGAGUGGUGUGGACCAGGAGGAACAGGCGCAUGUGCUCCAAGCUCCACAGUUGGCAGCCUGGGAUAAAGAACCCCUACAGAGGAACAGUUAUUUGGCCUGUUCCAGAAAACGUCGACAUCUCUGUUACAUUGUUCAAGGAACCUAACACAGAUGAGUUUGAGGACAAAGAAUGGACAUUUGUUCUCGAGGGUGAGAACAAAGGUCACCGUAAGGUGUUAGCUUCUGCUGACAUCAACCUGAAGCGCUUUGCCAGCCCCACUCCAACGCAGCACGACCUGACUCUAAAGCUGAAGCCACUGUCGGUCAAAGUGGUGGACGCUGAGCUCAAACUGUCACUCUCAUGUGUUUUUGUUCGAGAAGGAAAAGCCACGGAUGAAGACAUGCAGAGCCUUGCCAGCCUCAUGAGCGUCAAACCCACUGAUAUAGGCAACCUGGAUGACUUCAAUGAGAGCGAUGAAGAAGAGGACCGAAGGUCUGUCUCCGCUGCAGCUGUCCCAGACACUCUAAUUCGACCAAACCGUCCCGCUCCCCCUCCUCCUGACACACAAACUUCCUCUGGAGCCACGUUUUCAGCCUUAGCCUGUGGGCGUGAUGUUGAUCCUUCCACUCUCCAUUCUCGCCCUCCGCUGCCAACUGCUCCCCGUCCCUCCCCCCGACGUGCCCGACAUUCAUUCUCAGCCACUCCUGUCCAGUCUGAGAUCCAGCCCUCCCCUGGUCCCUCCCCUCAGCCUUCACCAAGGUGUAAGCGUCCAAAGACAGCCAACCCCAACCUCCAUGAUGCUUCUGUGAGUGACUCUGUAACCAGGCCUCCUGAAACUCCUCCCUCAGCAGAUCAUCCUCCAGUUCAGAGCGCCUCCUCCGUUUCUGCUCUCGCAGAAGAUCCAAUAAUCUCUAAAUCUUCCUGUAAGAUUUCCCCAGAUUCUGCAAAGACAGUUGCAGAGCCGCCUAAUCCACCUCCAUCUCUGUCCUCAGAGAUCCUUAUACUUCCCCCUUCAUCAUCAUUAUCACCUCAACCCCCAAUAACCUCCUCAUUCAUGUCUCCUCAAACAACAUCUCUCGCUGUAUCGGCUACUUCCACCCAUAAGCCAACCUCCGCAGCCUCAAAGCUCCCUUCCUCCUCCCAAACACCCUCUCUACCCAAUGAUAGUCCGUCUGUUCAGCCUCCUCUUACACGGAUGCUCUCUCAGCCCCCGUCUCUGCCCAGAAUCUUCCAGGCAGGCCCAGCUCCUAUAAAGCAUCAGCAGCGACCCCAAGAGGUUCAGAGUGCAGAUGAGUUUAACGGCCAGUCCCAUGUUUUCAGACCCCAGGUUGUGAAGUCUAUCACUCGCCCCACCUCUCCCACACCUAUAUCUUCUCCACUUUCCUCCUCAUCAUCAUCAUUAUCAUCUCUCCCCAAAUGCCCCCCCUCUGGCUCAGAGUCAGUUACUAAGGACAUUUGGCCUCUUUCCGGCCCCCCUGCAACCACUGAAAACAUCAGCCCCGUGCCUCUGCUGACUAGUCCAGAUCUGGAUUCUCUCUGUGACCCAGAGAUUCCAGCUCGUUCUUCCACGCUUCUUCCCUCCUCAUCUUAUUUCUCAUCCUCUCUCACUUUCAUUCAACCUUCUGCUCCAGUCCUCUCUAGUCAGACAGGCUCAUCACUCCCUGUCCAUCAGGUGGAUAAAGAGACGACUUUAAGCCCAACGAGCCAAGACAAAACCUCGCCUACAAGUUUCCAGGCAGAAAUAAACAGAAAAACAUCAGAUCAGUCAAAGCUGAUUAUUACAGAGAGCAAAGCUGGAAAGAUCAGUUCACCUUCAGAAGAAUCUACCAAGGGGGAAUCAGAGAAGCUCCAACCAGCAAAUUAUUCAGAAUCACCAACAACAAGCUCACAAUUAGCCUCAGAUGAGCCAAAGGAGCCUGAAAGACCCACUGUGCAACCAGCAAUCUCCCCUGAGCCUUCCCAAAAAUCAGCUGGAGAGAAGACAGAUGUGUUGCCGGCAAAACCGAAACGAGAGCAGGGGCAAGACCUCAAGCUUUCAUGUAAACUGCAACAGGAAGGAGAUGGCGAAAAGAAGCAAGCUGAAGCUGUUGAUGGAGAAAGCCUUGUGAUCACAGAGGAGCCGGAGAGCCGUGAAGUGAACAAACUUUGGGCAGCUGUGGAGGAGACCACAGCGGAAGCAGGGGCGCAUAGAGAGUCGGAAAGUACUGAAAGUCCUGCAGCGAAGGAGCAGGAGGAGGGUGUAGUAGGGGGCCUAGGCCGUCCACAUCCUGCCGAGGCCCAGAAGCCUUCAUCAUCCCCCUCCACCGAACAAUUUCCUUAUCAGACCUUUAAUACGAAGCAGCAAAAUAAACCCCAACCUGCUGAGACAAACACACAGCCUUCCGACCCUCUUUUAAUCCGUCAGUCGAAGGAGGCAACAGAAACACAAUCGAUGCAAAAACAAGAUGACAGAGUUUUUACUAAAACUGAUUGCAGCCUGAAGGGGACGGAUUUUGUUCAACCUUUGGUGGUUCCUGAAACACCCACUGGCAUUAGUAUCAGUAAGAUACAUGAAACAGAAAUGCCCUCGCAUUUGCAAGGAAGUCUUGAAUUGAGGUCCGAGGAUGACCAGAAGACCGCCAGUCUUACCAACAUUCCCUCCAAAGAGCAGCAGCUCCAAGAGGAGGAGAGACUUUUACUGGCAAAGAUUCAACAGAUGUCAGGUGACUCCUCCCUUGGUAGUGUGCCUCUUACCCUGAAACGUCUCAUUCCAAUUCCUGGUGACAUUGACAGCGAUCCUACAGAGAGGGGAAGCCACUUAAACACCCACCCUGACCUUACCGAUCACAGUCAGGUCUCAGUUGUUAUCUGCUCUGAUGCUUUGCAGGAAAUAAGACUAAUUGACACAGAAGAGCCACUUGGAGAAGACACAGUGACAAAACACAAGAAAGCAGACCUGACUGACGGUGGACCGGAUAAACAGUCAUCUCAGCAUACCAUCAUUUCCUCGCAUCAGUGUGAGAUCAACAAUUCUCGGCUUCCGACAUUAACAGAAGAAGAACCCCCCGAGCUCAAGACUGCUGAUCCAAUGCCAGUGGUCACAGGGGAGGUAAAUGGGAAGGAGGACACUGAGGACCUUGUAAACUCCAGCCAGUCGCUGCUCCAGUGGUGUCAGAGCAUCACCAACAAGUACCAGGGUGUAAAGGUCACAAACUUCAGUACGUCCUGGAGAAAUGGCCUGGCCUUCUGUGCCAUACUGCAUCAUUUUCAUCCAGACAAAAUAGACUUUGAACAUUUGGAUUCUCAUGACAUCAAGUUAAACAAUAAGAAGGCAUUCGAUGGCUUUGAGGCGUUGGGGAUUUCUCGUCUGUUGGAGCCAUCUGACAUGGUGCUCCUGUCUGUUCCUGACCGGCUCAUCGUUAUGACUUACCUCAGCCAAAUCCGCUCACAUUUCACCAACCAGGAGCUGAGCGUCCUGCAGAUCGAGCACAACAGCAGUCAGUCGAGUUACGGGCUCGCUCCUUCUGGUCCCGCUCCCACCAAUGUUGACGCUGCUGCCUUCUGCAUGGCUAGGCUGAAUGAAGGAGUGAGUCUGGAGGAAGGAGGGAGCAACACCCUGGUGGUGCCCCCACCUAGAACCAAGCGGACUGUUAAAGAAGAAUCAAGAAUCCCAGUCCCACCCCCAAGAUCGAUUAACAAAGCUGCCAAAUCUGAACAGGAUGAAGGUGCAAAAUCUGCCUCUGAACAGGCCAAUAACUCAGAGACUGCUUCUGACACCCAGCCUCCUAAACAAGAGGAAACAAUGUACCUGCAGGACACCAGUCAGUAUGUCUUGAGCGAACUGGCAGCGCUGGAGACGGAGCAGAAGCAUAUCGACAGCAGAGCGGCCGUCGUGGAAAGACGACUGCGAAGUCUCAUGGAAACAGGGAGUGAUCGUGAUGAAGAGGAGCGCCUGAUCCAGGAGUGGUUUACUUUGGUGAACAAGAAAAAUGCUCUGAUACGUCGACAGGAUAACCUUGAACUAUUACAAGAGGAGCAGGACCUUGAGAGGAGAUUUGAGCUUCUCACCAGAGAACUACGGGUCAUGAUGGCUAUAGAAGACUGGCAGAAGACAAUCACUCAGCAACAGAGAGAGCAGCUGCUCCUCCAGGAGCUGGUGUCUCUGGUCAACCAGCGAGACGAAAUCAUCCGAGACAUCGAUGACAAAGAGAAACGUGCUCGGGAGGAGGACGAGCGUCUCGAGCGAGGGCUGGAGAUGAGAAGGAGGAAAUACAGCAACAAAGACAAAUGUGUGUUACAAUAAAAGCACAAACUGUAUUUAUAACCCAAAGUCUCAACAGAGAAUCAUCCUUAAAUUAAAAAACUAAAUACAAACUUUGAGGAGUUAAGGAGCCUUUUUUUUCUCCUUAGAAAUGUGCUGUAGGUCUGAAGCUGGAGAAUGUGUGUUAUCUGAAAGUCAUGUCUGUGUUUUAGUAGUAUUGUGUUAAAUCCUUUCAUUGGUUGUUUUAUUUAUUUAAAUCGUGUGUCAUUUUGUCAUACGUUAUUUGCACAUACAGUUUUUCUUGUGCUGUGUAUAUCUGAUGGGACAUCAUUAAGUAUUCACACACCACCUGAUCCUGUUUUUUUUUCUUUCUUUUUAUUUUGUUUUGCCUAUGCAGUAUAUUUAGCUUUUUCACCUUACUGGAAAGCUUUUAUAUUUAAACUAAAGUCGUACCAUUUUUAAUGAAGAUAUAAAUGCUAUAAAUACAUGAGGCUUUUACCUUUCCUAAGAGUUUCCAAAGAAUGUAAAAAAAAAAACUAUUUAGAAAUUGGUUUAUCUAGUGAAUCUUUGAGCUGGACUCAACCAUACAAGGCUUUCAGUGAGGAAAUUAUAUGAACUUUCUGUAAUUCCUGAUAACAGUCUACCGAUGCUUAAAGUUUUAACACAUAUUAAAAUGUGUUUUCAGAUUGCUUUAUAGUUUCAUCUUGGAGGCGGGUGACUUGAGUCAUCUACAGCCUCUUUGGAGUAGAUGUUGCCUGUUUCUUUUGUAUCUGAAGUGAAAAUGUCGGGUAUUUCUGCAUAACUUUCAAAUACAGGUGUAGAUGAAAAGGUACCCAUCAAUUUGCAUGUAGGAUUUCAAAUGUUGCUCUCAAUAUUUCAGACUGUGUUGGCAAAUAACAAAUAAAAUUGAUAAAAGAAAA